UAUGUCGCAAUAGGCCUCAGGCUGCCUUCCUUGUUCCUCCGUCUGUCCGUCAGCGCCAGAGGUGACCGGAAAACCACGCCGUUCUUGCAUUUCUCCCCGGCCCAAAUUGCUGACUGGAUCAAUCCAAGACCUUGCAGGAUUUUCGAUCUGAUUGCGGCAUGAUCCGCUUCAUCCUGCUGCAGAACCGGCAGGGGAAGACGCGGCUGGCCAAGUACUACGUCCCGCUCGAGGACUCGGAGAAGCACAAGGUUGAAUACGAGGUUCACCGGCUCGUGGUCAAUCGGGACCCCAAGUUUACCAACUUCGUCGAGUUUCGCACACACAAAGUUAUCUACAGGAGAUAUGCAGGACUGUUUUUUUCAAUAUGUGUGGACAUAACUGAUAACGAAUUGGCCUACUUGGAAUGCAUUCACUUGUUUGUCGAGAUAUUGGACCAUUUCUUUAGCAAUGUUUGUGAGCUUGAUUUAGUGUUUAAUUUUCACAAGGUUUACCUCAUACUAGAUGAGUUUAUUCUUGCUGGAGAGCUGCAAGAAACAAGCAAAAAGGCAAUAAUUGAGCGAAUGGGUGAACUGGAGAAGCUGGAAUGAGAACGACCAGGAAGAUGCUGCCGCCUGCCGCGUGCCUUGUGUUCCAACUUGUACUAUUCGUUUCAGGUGUUUUUGUGUUUGCUUUCAUGGUUCUUGGUUCCGGUUGACAGUCAGCGUGAGGCCAUGCUGUCAUUCUCUCGAAGAAUGGUAUGUAACAUGAGAUUAGUGCCAAUUACAUUAUAAUUCUCGUACCUUUGAAAAAACAUUAUAAUCUGUCAGGAAAUUGCCUGUGGUGGAAAAGAAAAGAGGCUUUUACAUAUA
Molecule: messenger RNA, 848 nt
Organism: Sorghum bicolor (sorghum)
Lineage: Eukaryota; Viridiplantae; Streptophyta; Magnoliopsida; Poales; Poaceae
Product: AP-2 complex subunit sigma
Exons: 6
Coding region: 159-587 (142 amino acids)
Biological process (GO): protein transport; clathrin-dependent endocytosis
Cellular component (GO): AP-2 adaptor complex; intracellular membrane-bounded organelle
Molecular function (GO): clathrin-cargo adaptor activity
Source: RefSeq, a predicted model, not a curated record